AACAGACAGAGGCCAGCCUAGAGUUUGGCUUCAGUGGCCAGGAGUGUGAAGAUCAGGGCAGAUCCAACUACCUAGGGUGACCCCUGAGCUCCUUGCAGUGCCCUCAAGGAUACAGGUUACACACACGACAGGCAGGACACCAACACAGUACCCCGGGGUAAACACCUUUCCUCAAAUCCGCAAUGUCUCAAUACUGUACUAUGCCGACCCGUGAGAGGAAGAUGCACGCGGCCGCUAUUUGUCGAGAGGUCCAGGGGGGCGAUGCCAAUGGUGACACCAUGGACCUUGGAAAAAAGCUGAGUACUCCCAAAGACAUCAUGCUUGAGGAGCUUUCUCUCCUCUCCAACAGAGGCUCAAGACUUUUCAAAAUGCGCCAGCGGCGGUCGGAGAAAUACACAUUUGAAAGUAUCCAGAAUGAGACAAACAUGCAGCUGAAUAAUGAUUUGGAAAAUACUGAAAUCACAGAGGAUGGAGGCAAAACUCCUCCUAACACUCCAGCUCUGGGAAACCCUCCAAAUCCAGAAAACAUUGCACCAGGCUACGGGGGCCCUUUGCAGGAUGUUCCUGCUGAGAAGUUUAACAGUACUGCCGUGCCCAAGUCCUACCACUCCCCGUGGGAGCAGGCUAUCAUCAACGACCCAGCCCUCGCUGAAACUCUUAACCUUAAGAUGCCCGCCCCUGAGCCCAGGCCGGAGGGUCCUGACUACAAGAGCUUCAAUAGGGUGGCCACACCUUUCGGCGGUUUCGACAAAGCCCCCAGGGGAAUCACCUUCAAGCUCCCUGAGUUGGACCUCAAUGCCCCCAAGUACCCUGAGCUCCAGGACCCCGGGAUAAAGCGGCCUACCUUCAACAGGACUGCCCUUGGGUGGAUCUCUGAUGGCAGCCCCAUCAUCCUUCCCAUUGUCCCGCUGGAGCCUAUGAUAAUCCCAGAGUCUGAUGACCUGUAGAUACAUUACAAAAUACAAAGUGAUCUCAAGGACUAUUUUACACUAUAUAUUUAUGCUUUGGUCCUUUUGUAGUGGGAAUUUCUUUUUUGGCGUCACAUAUUUAUGUUAGGAGAAUUUGAUUUUUCAUUUUACAGUUGUUGUUUGAAGUCUUAUGAAUAGUUUAGGUUUUAUGUGAAUGCUAGAAUAUCCUAUAUUUAUUUAUUUUUCAAUGGUGUAUAUCAUAUAUUUGACAUCAAAAUAUAUUCAUAGUCUGCACAAUGACCAGAGCAUGAAGUAUUAUGUUUCAAAAGCUUGUGAGAUCCAACCAGUGUGUGACAAUAAGUAGCAUUAAGGCUAAAUCCUGAUUCAUUAUUGACAUGUUCAAUGUGCCAUGUGUACAGACACUUACUGGUGUGUAGGAAUUGUUCAUCAAAGCAAAUUAAUGUACAUAAAAAUCACACCUUAAGUUGUAUUUGAAAGUCUGAAAAUACAUUUAAAAAAUACGAAGCAAACUGUGUUCAUGCUUUAUGGCAUAGAUUUCAAUAUGGUGUAGUAUUCAUUAGUCCUAUGUAGCCUAAGCAUGAGGCUUGUACAAAAAUCAAGAUCACCAAUGUGUAAAUAAAAAAACAUCGGUGGAUUGUGACGCUAAAAACAACAAAAAUCAACUCCAUGCAGUAAUAAAAUCUGCAAACAAUUAACUUAUUGGUCGUUAGGCUUAAUGUGACCGUGAUAAUUGUCUACAUUAUGCGUUUAAACCGCGCAGUGCUACAAUAAAUGUAUAAUACAAACUG
Messenger RNA from Osmerus eperlanus (European smelt), 1717 nucleotides. It is a transcript of the gene myoz2b, whose product is annotated as myozenin 2b. Gene Ontology annotation, molecular function: FATZ binding; telethonin binding; actin binding. The transcript is spliced from 6 exons. Lineage: Eukaryota; Metazoa; Chordata; Actinopteri; Osmeriformes; Osmeridae. Gene Ontology annotation, cellular component: actin cytoskeleton; Z disc. The record is from RefSeq and is a predicted model, not a curated record. Bases 183 to 947 code for a protein of 254 amino acids.